Molecule: messenger RNA, 816 nt
Organism: Papaver somniferum (opium poppy)
Lineage: Eukaryota; Viridiplantae; Streptophyta; Magnoliopsida; Ranunculales; Papaveraceae
Exons: 2
Coding region: 1-816 (271 amino acids)
Source: RefSeq, a predicted model, not a curated record
AUGGUGAUUCGUAAUUCCAUUUCAUCAACAAAAGGUAACUUAUGGCUAUUUUGGAAUAAUUCUCUAGCUAUUCCUAAAGUUGUUUCAAUAUCAAGCCAAAUGAUAACAGUUAGCAUUGAUGAUGUAUUAGUAUCUGGUGUUCAUGAUCAUGUUAAAAAAAUUAAAAGAAAGUUUCUAUGGUCAGAAAUGGAGACCAUUAGUGAGUUUCAAAAGCCUUGGAUUGUGCUUGGUAUUUUUAAUGCUAUUAUUUCACCUGAUGAAAAAGUUGGAGGUAUACCUAAACAAAAAAAUGUUCCUUGGAGAUUUCAGAAAAUGUGGAUUGAUCAUCCAUCCUUUUUGUCAAAAGUGAAGAAAGUUUGGUCAGAGCCUAUAAUUGGAGAUCCUGCCUUCAUAUUCAUGCAGAAACUUAAAAAGUUAAAAAAAUUCUUAAGUGAAUGGAAUUGGAGUGUUUUUGCUAAUGUUCAUACAAAGAUUAAGGAAGCUGAAGAUAAAGUUAAAAGUGCAAUGAAAUUAUCUGACAAAAAUCCUUUUGAUGAAAGUCUUAUGGAUAAAUUGGUUGAAGCUCAGAAUGAACAUGCUAAUAGAGAAGUACAAGCUAAUACUCUUAUGAGACUUAAAUCAAGGGAAAAGUGUAUUAUAGAUGGAUCAACAAAUACUGGUUACUUUCAUGCUAAAAUGAAGAUUAGACAAGCAAAAAAUUUAAUCAGUGAACUAGAAGAUAGCAAUGGAAAUAUUAUUUGCGAGCAAUCACAAAUUGCAGACUCUUUAGUUCAAUAUUUUCAACAGAAGUUUGAAGCUCAAGAAGUUAAUAUCUGA